Penicillium bovifimosum is the source of this 1059-nucleotide messenger RNA. RefSeq lists its product as uncharacterized. Bases 1 to 1059 code for a protein of 352 amino acids. The transcript is spliced from 2 exons. The record is from RefSeq and is a predicted model, not a curated record. Lineage: Eukaryota; Fungi; Ascomycota; Eurotiomycetes; Eurotiales; Aspergillaceae.
AUGCAAAUUAAGCUUCUCUCCCCGCCGGCUCGAGGCCAGCCGGGUGUGCUCCACCACUGCACCGAAACUCUCGUCGCCUUCGAAUACACCCGCAGCCAUGUACCCAAACCCCACUCCCUCGUCUUUGUCGGCGGAUUGGGUGACAGCCUCGGCUCAGUCGACUAUCUCAACGACGUCGCCCGCGCGCUAGACCAAACCCAAUGGAGCGUCUUCUCACUAAUGCUGUCUUGCGCCGGAGGCGGCUGGGGCAUGGGCCGACUCGGCAAAGACAUCGACGAGCUCUCGCAGUGCGUCUCCUACAUCCGCGAAUACAAGGAGCCGCAAUUUGGCGCGGGGAAGGUCGUCAUAAUGGGCCAUUCGACCGGCAGUCAGGACGUGAUGCACUACAUCAACUGUCCGAACCCGCGCCCAGCACACCCAGUCUUCGACCGCGACUCGCCGCCUAUUCUACGGGCAUGCGUCGACGGAGCGAUCAUGCAAGCACCCGUGUCAGACCGCGAGGGAAUCCUGUGGGUAGUGAAGUGCGGUACAGAGCGCGAUAGCCCUGCGCAGAUGCGCGCGAUCUACAACAAAGCCGUGGCGGAUGCACGACGGGCGACGUACGAGGACCAUGAUUCGGUUGAUACCGUUGUUCCGUUGUCUGUUACAUCGCGGAUUGGGUACCCGCCUUCUGCGCCGGUGAGCAGUCGGCGGUUCUUGAGUCUGGUCAGUCCGGAUAGUCCGGAGAAUCCGUCGGAGGAUGAUUUGUUCAGUUCCGAUUUGAGUGAUGAGCAGUUCCGGGGGACGUUUGGGAUGAUCGGGGAGAGGGGAUUGUUGAUGCAGAAGAUGCUUGUUUUAUAUUCUGGGAGAGACCAGUCGGUACCGCCUUGGGUGAAUAAGGAGGCGCUUUUGAAAAGGUGGCAGGCUGCUGCUGAUGGGGGUGGGCGGCAGAUCUGGGAUACGAGGAGUAUGGUUAUUCCUAAUGCAUCGCAUGCUCUGAGUGAUAGUGAUCAGGCGGAGCCGCGGCGGAUUUUGGUGGAGAGAGUUACGGCUUUUUUGAAUGAUAUCCAGCGAGGCUGA